AUGGCUUCUCCCCCUCACGGCCUCAACUACGGCUCUGCCAUCUCCCCUCCCUACCCAUCGAAUGCGCAACUCCCUCAACCGCUGAAGCGAAGACAAUCCGAUAUGCCCUCCUCCGCUCCGACCAUCAAACGCCGCAAAGCUUCUAUGCUCUCCACCUCUGCCAGCUCCGCUCAUCCUCUUCGACAAACCUCCUUCCCACCCGAAAACGCCGGCAAUUCAACUGCCUUCUCGCGCUCUCCUAGUAUGGACACAAUGUCUAUGGUUUCAGGCAUGGCUCCCUCCAGCGUCAAGAGGAAGAAGCCUCGCAGGUCAAAGGGAAAGGACAACGACGAAGAAUCCGUUGUAGGUGGACGCGGGCCCAGUGCAUCAGUAGCUCCCAAGAGAAGGGGAAGCAGAGAUCAUACAGCAGAUGUAUCUGAAGAUGGCGGAGAUGAACCGACUGUUGAAGCAAGUGCAGAACGAAAAGCGGAGAGAGAACGCCAAAAGAAACGCCAGAGGGUGAUCGCCAACUUCUUUGACGAGGAUCAAUUUCGGAGAUAUGAGGCCUGGAGAGCAACCAAGCUUCCCCCUGCUACUGUAAGGAGAAUUGUCAAUCAGACCCUUUCACAAUCAGUACCCCAGCCAGUCAUUGUAGCAGUUUCAGCCGUGGCCAAGUUAUUUGCUGGGGAUAUGAUUGAGGGUGCGAGAAGGGUUCAAUCACAAUGGUUGGAGGCAACCGGAGAGUCGCAGACGGGUCUGCCGAGUCCUCCUGCUGAAGGUGGUGGACCGAGUCCGAGGGAGACGAGACGGGGACCUCUGCACCCGGAUCACUUGCGAGAGGCGCUCAGAAGACAUAUGUUGGAGGGUAAUGGUGGUUUGGUAGGGGAACUGGGCCUCUGGCAAGCACAGACUCAUAGCGGAGUAGAGCGAUUUGCGACAAAGACCGGCGGCAAGAGGCUUCUUAAGUGAGCACAGGGUUGGUAUCAUAUAGAAGUGUAAGAAAAGAGCUACUGUAAGGCGUUCGAAGCUUAACACGCAGCUUUGACACUAAAUGCGCGAAGACCCAUUUCCC
Hyaloscypha bicolor E is the source of this 1051-nucleotide messenger RNA. RefSeq names its product TAFII28-domain-containing protein. NCBI's taxonomy places the organism in Eukaryota, Fungi, Ascomycota, Leotiomycetes, Helotiales, Hyaloscyphaceae. The record is from RefSeq and is a predicted model, not a curated record. The coding region runs from base 1 to 948 and encodes 315 amino acids. Gene Ontology annotation, molecular function: transcription coactivator activity; protein heterodimerization activity. Gene Ontology annotation, cellular component: nucleus; transcription factor TFIID complex. Gene Ontology annotation, biological process: transcription initiation at RNA polymerase II promoter; RNA polymerase II preinitiation complex assembly. The transcript has 2 exons.